CGCUUGUGUCGUGUCGUCCGUAUCGGCAGAACUGCCCUCAAACAACGAGCUUCCUUCGCUUUUGCCGGAGGUAAUACCGUCGCCUCGACCACGUUUUUGAGAGGCAGACUCCUCGCGAGCAGACGACCACUGCUCUCGCGGGAACCCUCCAUCAGCUUCCGUGUCUUGCUUUUUGCAUGCUGACCAACUCCUCCACUUAUUUUCCUUCGUUCUGUCUAAAGCACCUCCUCGUCUCUGAGGAACCUUCUGCCUGAGUCUCUUCUCGUGGGCACUGCCACGCAGGCGUAUACCCUUUCGCUUCGCCUCAAAUGAGGGCGGCGGCGCCGGUCCGUUCACCAAGCCUUAUUACGUCAAACGCCGCAGAGUCGAGACCAAUUGUCCUACCUUUUCCCCUAGAGAUUGCUCCUGCGCAUCUUUCUUUUUUUUGACUUUCUCCCAGACUGUCCCUCUCCUGUCUUCUGGGGCUCUUCGUGUUCGCGGAAAGAACCGCGACCUUCGAGAGCCUUCCAGUGUCUCGGCUUCUCCAGUCUCCGGUCACCCUGCCUGGUUUCUCGGCGGCGUGUCGUAGAAUCUUCCCUGAAAUUCUUCCGUCUCCUUCCAGUUCGCCGACGCAAUGGCUGGCUUCUUCCCUCCUCUUUCCUUCGAUCCCGCGGAGACGGUCGAAGAGGCAUUCAUCGCACCUCCUGCCAAUGUGAUGGAGAACAAGGAAAUUCUUGAAGAGGCAGAAAAACGGAUUCUCUACGAGGACUUUGCGAGCGUGGGCAUCAUGCCUGACACGUAUCUUUCUCUCGACGAGCUGCUGAGCCGACUAAGGCGCUCAAGAAAGAGCUACGACGAAGAGAUGAUUCGCCGCAUCUUCUGCGCACUGUCCUCCUACUCGGUGACAGGGACAAACUACCUGUCGGGUCGCACGUUCAUCGAAUCCUACAUGAAACGCCGCCGCGAACUGUCUGCAGUUCUUGAGACAGCGCGCAGCGAACUGGAGAGCGCCGAACGCAUGCUCGAGCAGGCCGAAACGAAUUUGCAGAACGUCGAAAGGAAUCCCGCAGCUGCCAUCGGAGAAGAAAGCAAGCUGACUGUCCAGGUGGUCUCCGUGCAGAAUCUCGACGACGCGUCGGUCGCCUCUCCCGCUGAGGGACUCCUGUACAAAAUUCACUUGGAGUGUCAGCAGCAAGUCAUCGAGACUCAGCCUGCUCCCGUGCGUCAAGGCAGCUGUUACUUGAACGAAAUUUUCUCGUUCGAAGUCAACCAACGCGAGGGAAGCUUGCGACUCUGCCUCGUCCGCGUUGAUCCGUACGGAGGACCCGACGAGCUCGUGGGGGAUUGUGCAGUCUUGCUCGACCAACUCGCAGAUCAGAAAAAGCACGAGAUGACGAAGGAGAUUUGGGGACACAAGGGCGAAAUUCUUCUUUCCUGUCAAUGGAUUUACUCGAAGAAACUGCUAUACAGCACAUAUCUGGGGGAGUUCUCGGUUCGCCGAGAUGUGAAGUUGCGGGAGAUUUCCGACUAUCAGCUCGAAGCAGAUAAGUUGAACCAGCCGUUUGGGACACCCGAGAAGCCGACGCGGGGCUUCUUCGGCGCCUUCGCGGCAGGUCCUGAGCUUCUGUCGAAGCUCCUCGAGCAGCUGCGUGUCUACCUGAAACUCGGCAGCUGGAUGGCGACCACUCAACACAUGGCCGCACUCACGUUCUGCCUCUCCUGCAUCGCUGGCUUUUCGCGCCCAGUCUUCCUUGACCAGAUGAUUGCAGGUUUCACUUUCUGGAACAACAUCGAUCCAAGACGGUGGACGGUCCAUCGCUAUUCUUUCCUCAUGCUAUGCUGCGCGGUAGGAGUGCUCUAUGACGUCUGGUGGAUGCGGAUCUACUUCAGUGCGUGGAACCUCAGCUCUGUGGAAGCAGAUAUUCACAACAUCACCAAAGUUUUCUCCAUUUUCCUCUGCAUCUGGAAGUGUGCCCUCUACAUGCUCUUCUGGAAAAAUCGCCACGAUCUUCAAAAGAAGGUUGUCCACGGAAAUGAGCUUUCGACUGCCACUGGAGCGUACAUGCCUCUCAAAGUUGAAGAUUCAUCAGUCUUGGGUCUUAGCUCUGCACCGAGGAACGCCAGCGCCUCGGCUUAUCUGGCGAAAGGAGGCGAGUGCUGA
Messenger RNA from Toxoplasma gondii ME49, 2140 nucleotides. RefSeq names its product multi-pass transmembrane protein. The coding region runs from base 614 to 2140 and encodes 508 amino acids. The record is from RefSeq and is a predicted model, not a curated record. Lineage: Eukaryota; Apicomplexa; Conoidasida; Eucoccidiorida; Sarcocystidae. The transcript is spliced from 16 exons.